AUUUUUCAUUUUUUCAAUACAUACUACCGCUCUAAAUCUUUCAGUAGCAAGUCACUCCUAAAUCUCUCAAAUUCUCGAUUUUUUCCCAUAAUUUAUUUUUUCCAUACAAAAUUUGACAAUAAAAUUGACCAAUUCGACAAUAAAAUUGACAAUAAAAUUGGUUAAUUUGAUAAUAAAAUUGCCAAUACAAUUGACUAAUUUGCCAAUAAAAUUGAUUAUUUGAUGAUGAAAUUUUAUGUUGUGUUUGAAGAUGAGUUUGGAUUUAGUUUUUUGAUAGGAUAAGCCCGAAUCUCAAGUGAGAAUGUCUAGUUAUAAGGAGCAGAUUUUACGUAGUCCCGGCCCUUUCGACUACUGCAAAUGCAGAUGCAAUGUGCCCUAUUACAUCCCUUACAAUUGCUUUCUAGAUCAAUCACAUUCACAUACACAUUCACAUUCUCACACUCAAUCUCAUUCACAUUCUCACACUCAAUCUCAUUCCCAUUCUCAUGGUCACACACAAUCUGAUACAAGUGAUGAAUUGAUAAAUAAGUUUAAAAAUCUAAAAACUCGUAACGACACGAGAAAUGAACUGAGAAGUGAACUUAGAAGUGAACUUAGAAAUGAUGUGAGAAAUGAACUGAGAAAUGAUGUGAAAAGUGAUGUGAGAAAUGAAACGCGUAAUGAAUUGGGAGAUGUGUUUGAGGAUUCUCCGUUAUUGAGUGAUGAGACGGAUUUGACGUAUUGUAAUUUGGACAAUGGUCUGGAGUGUACGGAUUUUCUGGAGGGAAUCCAUUGCAUUAACUGCGAUAAACCCUUUUUAAUGUACACAAACCUCGAUUUUAAACUCUUUGAUAACUGGAUUAACUACGUCUUUUUUCACAACUCCAUCAACCAACUCUCUCUCAACACCCCCAAUGAUCCCGAUUCCCGACAUCUAAAUGACACAGAUUACAAAUUGAAUGACACGGAUUACAAAUUGAAUGAAGCGGAUUACAAAUUGAAUGAAGUGUCCCACCUGAAUAAUGGAGGAUAUGACAGAUUAAACGGUGACACGUGUUAUAAUAAGUUGAGUGAUACGGUGGAGUAUGAGUUAGUGGACGACAUAAUAAGUAUCGGUGACAUAAUGAGUUCGAUAUUAAUGUCAAGUGAGGAGACAAUGUUCGGUAUAAUAAAUAACAUAUCCCCUGGGGAACAUUGCACAAAUGAGAAGAAUCAGUUAUUUGACAGCGUAAAGCGGUUUUUACAGUACUGUCUCGGUGAAGACACUAUAGUUCACUUAACAGGUUCCACGGCCUACGAUAUUGAUAUUGACUACUCUGAAGGUACGUCAGCCGCUGCUUAUUCAGAUCUUGACAUUGUGUUACUGAGUAACUCAUUUGGCGGAGAUCCGAGGAUAAUAUUACAGAAAGUGUACAGCGAGUUAACGAACAUGCAACAUGUGUUAAAAGAGAGAAAUAAGUGCCCAAUUUGGGUCCUGGCAGACUCUAACAUAAAGCUUGUAGAAUCAGCCAAGGUGCCAAUAAUAAUAAUCGAGACUAAAAACGGAUUACUGUGCGACAUCUCAGUUAACACUUUGUAUCCCCUGUUACACACUGAGCUGUUUAAGAGUUACAUCGACGAACAUCCCAUGGUGAGGCCCCUGAUGAGGAUUAUUAAGCAUUGGUUAAUUGUACGUGGAAUUCCAAACAUGAAGGAGGGUGGGUUCCCGUCCAUUCUCUGGAUGUCACUCUUCAGCAACUCACUCGACGCCACUACUCUUAAUACCGCCACCAGUAAUUUAGAAUACUCCUAUCCAUUCAUUCAUAGUACAGACGCUAUUUCUACCGAGUUAUUAGGUGACACGGUGAAUUCUGGUGACGGUGCCAACUUGGGCAAUUCAGUUACUGCCGACUUAGUGAAUGAUGUGAAUGGCACAACGGCAUUGACAAAUACGACUUCACUAGUUGAAACACCAUCCACACACUCGCCCAAUUCCUCAACCACAUUCUCACACACAAACACUGCAGACUCUAACCCAGCCGAACCAAACAACGCUGUAGACUCAAAUAACCAUUUUCACACAGCCAACUCAGAUACACAUACUUUAGAUAAUACUGCCACUGUUAACACUGUUGACACUGUUAACACAGUUGACAGUGGUGCCACAGUUGCCAGUGCUAUAACGGAUGUGGACCACAAUACAACGGCGUAUGAUGAGGAGAGUAAUAACGAGAAUGAGAGUAUGUAUGAGGGUUCGGAGGGCUCUGAGGUGUACGAGGAGUUCAAUUUUAACGAGACGUACAGAGAAAUGUACAUGUCAGAGUAUAACAGAGGCUGUUCAAUAGGCCAGUUGUGGGACCGUUUACAGGGCGGAAGAGGCGAGUACGGAAUCCUAUGCUCGUUGGAAAAGUGUUUCUACAAUUUGUCAAAGGGCCUAAGUCUGAUGGACAUAGUGAACAGAUUUACACAUAUUAAAAACGGCAGUGACUACGGCGGCAUGUCAACUUUCUGUAAAAAUGUCAUAAGGCUCAUUGAAAUGGAGCCUAACGUACCCUACGGCACGUGGUUAGUUUACUUUUAUGAACUUAACAGAGCUAAAGAAUAUAUGAACUUAUACGCCAAACGUCUUGAAAUUUUGGUUACUCUGCUCUCUUUCCUCAGAUUACUCACGAAUCCCAUGACACACAGUGACCCAGAGGGUCACACCAUUGAUCGUAGUGGUAACACCGUUAGCAAUAAUAGCUCAGCUGAUUGUAACAGUGUGAGUAUGUCGGAUUUGGAGGAUUUGGCGUCGAAUAUUUGUCAUUCGUUUGGCUAUGAUUUAUCGUAUUUAUGGGACUCCACGAGACAGGAUCCACACGCUAAAGAAGAAUUUAACCCCUUGUAUCUGAAUAAUAAAUACGCCUUUGGCUACUCACUGUCAAAUGACAAUCUUAACAUUGAGACUAUUUCCACAGAUAUCUCCACUGACACCGUAGCAUCCGAACAUACCGCCAAACCUAAUCUCACCAGUAAACAGAAUCUCAAACAUCCAGAUAACGAUAAACUAGCUGAUAAACUGAAUACUGUUGACAAACUGAAUACUACGUGUGAUAAUAUGGAUAAAUGUGGUAUGUCGGUGAUGAGGAUAAUAGAGGACUUUGUGGUGCGAGUGUCGAGUAUGUUGCGAAUACAGUUGAAGAGUGCGGAUUUGAUACGUAAUAUAAAGUUGUUAACGUAUCACAUGUUCCAGCAGUUUAAGAUAAUUCCAAACGAGAUAUUUGAAAAGGCACAUGACAAUUUGUAUACAAUUCCCGUGUCAAUAGACCCGCCAACGCCGAUAGAAGAUGAUGUGACGGAUUACUUUGGAGCUCAAAAGGGGAGUGGAUUUGAAAGUUGCCUAUGGAACGACAGUGGCUGGUACAUAGUCGUGUUACAGGACAGCUUGUGCAUAGUGAAGGUGAUUAAAAUCUGCAUAGAGUGGGACUUCUGGUGGUCUAAGGAGUUUGUGAGUCGAAGAGACUCACGCUCAAUUUUCCACGGAUUUGUGUACCGACAGCUGAGAUUAGAUGACAUGAAAAAGUCACAGCCGCAGUUACAAUCACUGCACUCAGCUUCACGUGCUCAGUUUAACAGUAACAGUGUGAACUCCCCGUCAAUCCUGAUUAAGCGUGGGACUCUGGUGCUCUUUAACCCCUGUGACAUUGUGAGCAAGUUACACGUGCUCAAAGUCGUUAAACAUGAACAGUACAUCAGUCCCUCACUGUAUAGUACUGACUUUUACACUGGCGUAAAGUGCAUUUACGUGUUACCCGGGUUCGAGGUUGACCGUUUCAUGUGUUUUGACCAAAUCGCACAUAAACUGAAACACUACGUCGAAUUCAGACCGCAAGUCAGCUUCUGCAAGCUCUGCGGAAUUGUAAACAUGAAGAAAAUUAACCCGUACACAGAGUACAAAAUACCUCAGAGGAAGCUCAGAAAUGCCAAGUACGUACUCUGCAACCAAAAAUACAACCACAUCUACAACCUCAUGCAAUUCAGCCAUAGCCUCAAAUAAUCUUAUCAACAA
Theileria parva strain Muguga is the source of this 4006-nucleotide messenger RNA. RefSeq lists its product as uncharacterized. Gene Ontology annotation, biological process: RNA 3'-end processing. Gene Ontology annotation, molecular function: nucleotidyltransferase activity. Bases 302 to 3994 code for a protein of 1230 amino acids. The record is from RefSeq and is a predicted model, not a curated record. The transcript has a single exon. Lineage: Eukaryota; Apicomplexa; Aconoidasida; Piroplasmida; Theileriidae.